AGUGUCUCCUUUACUACUUAUACUGCUGACUCCACAUUGGGAGUUUACGACAGGAGCAUGUUUCUGCCUGCCAUUAAAGGGAAUUCCACAGCACACGGUCUUUCCACUCCCAAUACCCUGGACAGAGCCAACCUGUUGAGUAAGGCAGAGGAUCUGCCAGACGAGACUGGGCCCAAGGAGCAAGGCGGCGAUGGGCAGAUGAGGAGAACGAUAGAGGGGCAGCACCUGGACAGAAAGCAGCAACCGAAGAGACUGUCUGUGGGCAGCAACCUGGUGGAGUACAUGGACGCCUAUAAGUGCAUUGAGGAGCUUCUCAAACAGCUGGAAGACGAGCGGAGGAAUGUCCGAAGGGAGAAGCUGGCUGUGGCUCGCCUGCAGAGGGAAGUCGCACGGAGCAAAAGCGAAGGAACAAUGCGAGAAAAGCUGAUUCACGAGCUAGAGGAAGAGCGACGCUUGCGAUUGGACAGUGAAAAGCGGCUUCGGGAAGUGACGAAGGAGUCGGAGCUGGGCCAGGCACAGAUGGUUUCACUACAGCAGCACUUCACUAGGAUGGAAGAGACAGUGCGAACGCUGCUGCAGACCCAGGGGGUGCUGGAGCAGACAGCCGUGGACACUGUGGACAUUAUGAAGGUUUACAAGGAUAAACUCUCGGAGGAGGUGCAGAAGACGUGCGACAGCCUGGGGCGGAACAACAUCGGGAGCGGCCUGCUGCCGGUCGACAAGACAGCAACAGCAGACCCUUUACUGGCCGACGUAGGCAGCCUCAGCGGAGCGGAAGAGCUCCAGGACCAAACCAAUCUCCUUCUGGAGCGUCUGCGGACCCUAGAGGAGGAGAACUCUGCCUUGGCCAUGGAGAACGAGAGCCAGAGGGAACAGUAUGAGCGCUGUCUAGACGAGGUUGCCAAUCAAGUCGUGCAGGCCCUGCUCACUCAGAAGGACCUAAGAGAAGAGUGUCUGAAGCUGCGGACCAGGGUGUUUGACCUGGAGCAACAGAACCGCACCAUGAGUGUCCUCUUCCAGCAGAGAGUCCGACCCGUACCAGAUCUGCUCCUGCAGAAACUUCACUCUCGGAUAAUGGACUUGUCUGCUGCCGAUCUCCUCCUAGACCCGGAGAGAAGCAAAAGCUUUCUGCUAUCCCGGAACACAGACUGCCCUCAUGACGUCCCGGCGAACGUAAGGUCGGCCGGGUUCCCUCUUGCCAGGUGCCUGAGCCAGCUGAGUUUGACCGUGCCCGUCCCAGUCUACCAGCGCAGCAGCUGCAGCAGCAGUGAGAUGUCCCUGUCCAGCACCUGCAGCGAGUACUCCAGCGGCUCCCACACCUGGAACGACAGGCGCUCCUGUGGCCGAACGUCUUCCCUGAUGUGGGAGAAGAGGCUGAGCCUGGGUUCGUCCGCCCCGGGGGACAUAUGCGCCCCACUGGAAGAGCAACUCCCCACAAGGAGGAAAGAGAGCCACAUCCUGGAAGGCCUGCGGAAGCUGCAGCGGAGAAAACCCAGAGACUCCUCGUCCUACCGCGUCUCCAAGUCGGCUGAAAAGGACUGUAUGAACUCUAACGAGGGCAUCUACUCGCUGGGGAUUAAGCCUGGGAAGGAGAAACCCACGUAUCUGGGAAGGGGAACCCCCUCGGGGGGCAUCAGGACGUUUGUGUAUGACUCUGAUGAUGCUGACGAUGAGGCGCCGAUCACAGUAGACUGCAGGCGAGACGGUGUCCCAAGGAAGGACGGGGGCUGGAUGUAUUUCAAAAAGCUGUCGCACAGUGUCUCGGACAGUCUGUGUAGUUGGGACGGGCUGCAGGACAGUGGGAUAGCAGGAGACAGUAACUGCAGCGUGGAUGCUAAGCACCCACCUGGCUAUAACUCCAAGGAGAGGCCAGAAAAGCUCAUGAGCUUCAUUAACAGUUUUCUUUCUGGAGGGCGGACCGCGGCUGUUCUAAACCCCUCCCUAUUGCACUUUGAUGUCAGUCCCACGGAGCUUGAGUGCCCCCUCCAUCUCUCUGACACGGACCCUGAGGAUCUGCGCUCUGAGAACAGCGACCAAUGGCCACCUGUUAGCAGGAUAGCUGAGCAGCCAGAGCAGAAGGCCAUCAAGAGGCUCUCAAGAGACGACAAGCUGCUUCGCUUGCAGUGCUUGAGAAGGGACCCUGUCCGAACUCAGUCGGCAGACGGAAGGCCUAGGUCCUUUGGCUUAAUUAAAGAGCAGACUGGGGCCAAAACACAGUCUGAGGAGAGUAUAAUGGCUAUAUUCGAUGCUGACGGCCAGCCGAUUGAACUCAGUGCACAGGAGUCUGAGGUUGGUCCUAAGGCUUUGAAAGAAAUUCCUGGGAUAAAGGGGAAUGGGGUUGCUGAGUAUGCAAAACUGGGAUCUCAUGUCGAGCCUAUUCACAGGAACUACACUGUGCUAGAAUCCCCCGAAAAGCCGUCUGAAAGUCAGAGAAACUCCAGCAGGAGAACCAGCAGUAAUAGCAGGGAGGGAAGCAUGGAAAGGUUGCAAACCCAACUUACUCCAGAGCGAAAAUUGAUAAAGCCACCUUCCAGUCGAAUCAGCAAAGGCCACUCGGUCCCUCCCGUGAACAGUGCUUCUCCCAGCCCCAAAGCAAAUGGAUCGAAGAUUCCCAGCAGCCGGGGGAAAGGAUCCCCACUGAAAGUGUCCAAGGGCUGUAUAACAGAAACCAGCAACAGUGGACCGACAUCUGGAUCCAUAACUCAGGAGUCAAAGUCGCCUUCUUCUCCUCCAGUCAAGAUGUCCAGGUUCAUCAAAGCUCCAGGUUGCACUACAAGCCCCAAGACGGCGGCCAGCAACCUUCCCAGCAGGAACGAUUGGACAAAGUGUUCCGCAUCUAGUGUUCCAUCCAUCUCCCCACACCUCACAAGAAGGCACCUAGAUCAUGUGGAUUACGGGGAGCAGCCUACCAGAGACAGACACUGUGAAGCCAGCAACAAAACUGAACUCAGGUCUCCCUCUCCACCCCCGCCUCCAGGCCGGACCACCUCAUUACUUAUCAGACCAAAUUACGAUGGGUCACCUCAAGCACUUAAACCAGGGGCUCAACCAUCCAUGUCUACCACUGUGAGGGGGCCACCUCCGAAUUACCACCCCCCGCCUGUACCAAAUAUGCACCAUUCAUUGCCACCGCCGCCCUACAAAGGCCAAGAUACUAUAGACAUGGACGCUGGCUAUGGUACCGCAAUUGCACCUCAGAAAACAGUGGUCCCUGCAUCAAAUCAGACCCCUUCUAAAGGCACUUCGAAACGGGUCCCCACAAAACUCUACCUCCCCUCAUCACCCUCAGGGCCAGAUUACCCUGAGAAUGGACCUAAAAGCUCAAAGAAUGUUCCUCCGCCCUCAUAUAACUCUCAACGAGGCUCUUCGCUUCAGAGCACAUGUACAAGCAAGAAAGGAUCUUCCAGUGACAAUGGGCAUCCUAUAUCGUAUAAGACCUCUAGUAGUUUGCCUGUGACUCUGGCGGAUCAUCCUGGGUGUCCAACAGAACCUCACAGUAAUACGUCUCAGCCUCCCCAGGCAGUAGAAAAUGCAACCAUCUCAGAAACUAGCGUGAAGAAUUCUGCUGAGAAAUUGUCAAAGACGCGCAUUCCCAUGGGAUUUAGAGCUUUUGUGAAGUUGCCCCCCUCACCACAGAAAGGCUCCGCCGUGAUACCAGGAAAGCAAGAGAAAGAUCAUAUCAACUCUGUCUCUAAAGAGAGUGUGACUUCAAAUGCUUUGGCCCCAUGUGACAGUUCUCAGGCAGUGUGUAAUAUUGAAUCACUGUCCAUAAUGGGGACUAAGGUUGAGGACCAAUUGGAUCCACAAUCCCCUGAGUUGGUAGAGCAGGCGGAGUUUGGUGACAAGUCGAGUCGUGACAGUAGACUAUUCAAGAGGUCGAUAUCUGUCACGACCAAACCUCACUUGAAGCCCGCCCUUGGAAUGAAUGGAGCAAAAGCACGCAGCCAGAGUUUCAGCACCAACUACAUGGAAAAACCCAACAUCAAUCUGUCAGAUGGACAUGCGAAGAUUCGAACUGGUAUCAUCACAAACUCUGGAGAGAGGGGUAACUCGUUAACUAGGCAGAGCUCUUGUGUUGAUGGCUUACAGAUCAAAACAAGUAGCAAAUCUGGGGAAAGUCCGGUCCGUUCCCCCACCAACAGGCUAAGCUACUACGGAGGCAUGACGGGCUCCACCAGCCACCCAGGCCUUCCGGAGAGAUCCUCCAGAUCGGUCUUGAAAGGGGACGAUUCACUGGGUACUGCAAAAGGAGAAAACAUCCCAGUUCCACAUCAGAAAGAAGUGCGUAGCUUACCUCUUGUAAACCGGAUCGGCUUAAAGAACUCCCGAAAUCCCAAAAAGGUUGCAUCCCAUCCUCAGUUUGAGUUGUCGGCUACUCCUGUCUUUAGCCCAGAGACGACAACGUUAGGUGAAAAGGUGCUCAGUGCCAGCAAACUGGACUGUUCAAACAGCAUUAAAGCCCAGGCCAGCAGUUCCCAAGCAAUGCUUGAUGAGGCAGAGCAACCAGUUAGCCCCAUAGUCUGCACCAUUGAGGAGAAGGUCAUGAUGGGGAUCGAGGAAAAUAUCCAGAAAGGUCAGGGUCAUGAAAAGGUCACAGCACCUGAGACAAAGCAGAAGAUCGCCCCAUCUCUUGCCAACUGGUUUGGCCUACGUAAAAGUAAGCUACCAGCCUCGAAUGGUAAGAAAUCUGAUACCACCUCUCCGAAAGGCAAAGAGGAGAAAAAAGACCUGAAGAUCGGAUCCGUGCUGGGAGGCAAACAUAUGAAAUCAGACAAAAAGAAGGACAAGAAGAAAAACGAUAGCCCACUCUAUGAAAAGACUACAGAGCUAACGCUCUCAGAGAACAAACUGAGCUCCAUCAUGGACCACUGCAAUAUGCAAAUGGGCCAGAUAGCCAAUCAGAUCCAUUGUUCUACCACCUACAUCGGGAAAGACCAGUUAAUGAAAGAACUCCUGGGCAGGAGUGUGGGGAAGAGCGACUCCACUGCCGAAUCUCUCCCUGGCAUCUCUAUCCCCAAGAAAAACAGCGAAACGAGGGGCGGAAUGGAGAUCUGCACGGAUACAGCUACCAUCAUUGUGACACAGAAGAUUAACCUGCGAGGAGAGAACGAGGAGGCGACGGGUCCGGAUCACUUGAUAGGCUCAAGCUGUCAGAUGAGAACCCUGGACAGUGGGAUCGGCACCUUUCCCCUCCCCGACUCCGUCACCCGGGUCAACGGGCGCCACAUUCCCAAAUCCGAGUCCAGCCCCGACCGGAUGGCGGCGAAGAUGUCAAGUCCCGCCGACCCCGACCAAGACCUCCCCUCUGUUUCAGCCGGUCGUCCCACUGCCCACAUCAAAGUGCCUCAGACCCACCAGCACACCACGCCCGCCCCCGGCCACUUCCUGUCCGAGCCUGCAGUUACCGGAGGGGGCCGCGGACUAGACGUUACCAGCAGGCUCCCCAGGCCGUCCGCCUCAGAUGUGAUCAGAACCAAGCGUCCGGGUCAGAUAGAAUUCCGCAGCACCAGCCGGUCAGUGAAUACAGAGGCCCAAGAGAAACACGUGUCAAAGAAGAGGAACACCAAAGACCCUAAUUCGGCCAGUGACAGAGCCCUGAGAGUGUGCAAGUACUCUGCCAGCAGCAGUGACACAGAGACCGAGUCAGUGGGGAACACUCUCGUGUCCCCCCGCAGGACUCUGACCAACGGAGCCAAGACCAGCCACCAAGUUGACAACGACAAGGAGACGAUGAAGAGGAGCAGUUUGGAAAAGUAUCCAUUGAUCAUGGAUUACCAUGAACAUGACGUGUUCUCCCUGGAGAAGGAGGCGCAGCGGAGGAGUAUCUCUCAAUACAACUUGUUGCACAACCAGUCAUCGUUACAGGGCAAAGCAGGAGACAGACUGAGCAAAGGGAAUCAACCGGACAAGCUGACAGGCAGCUGUGGAAUCCAGACCGGCUCCAGGGACGUAUCCUUGGAGUCCCUGAACAAGCUGAACGGCACCGGGCCGGGUCUGUACCCGGAGGCAGGGCUGAGGCCUGUCAGUGCUAACUGCUCCUGCUCCACCGGGGAGAGAGUGGGGGACUGCUGCUGUGGCACGGCCGACAACGAGCCUUCGUCCUCCAGCUACUCCUGCAGCAGGCCCGGAGCGGAGCACUCUCUCAGCGACUCGCUUUACGACAGCUUCUCCUCGUGCACCAGCCAAGGCUCUAAUGAUGUGUAGGGGCGGGGGGGGGGGGGGGGG
Molecule: messenger RNA, 6225 nt
Organism: Esox lucius (northern pike)
Lineage: Eukaryota; Metazoa; Chordata; Actinopteri; Esociformes; Esocidae
Product: nck-associated protein 5
Exons: 20
Coding region: 58-6204 (2048 amino acids)
Biological process (GO): microtubule bundle formation; microtubule depolymerization
Cellular component (GO): microtubule plus-end
Source: RefSeq, a predicted model, not a curated record